Messenger RNA from Ochotona princeps (American pika), 3435 nucleotides. RefSeq names its product RNA polymerase II subunit A C-terminal domain phosphatase-like. Gene Ontology annotation, cellular component: nucleus. The record is from RefSeq and is a predicted model, not a curated record. Bases 164 to 3205 code for a protein of 1013 amino acids. NCBI's taxonomy places the organism in Eukaryota, Metazoa, Chordata, Mammalia, Lagomorpha, Ochotonidae. The transcript has 13 exons. Gene Ontology annotation, molecular function: RNA polymerase II CTD heptapeptide repeat phosphatase activity.
GGUUUGUGGGCAGCGACCAGCGGUGCAUGCCGGGACUCGUAGUUUGCAUCUCCUGACGCUAUCCCGGCAGCGGGCUGCAUUGCAUGCCGGGACUCGUAGUUUCCUGACGUUAGACCGACCCGCGCGGGGGACGGCGGGAGUGGAAGUACACACUCCUCUGCGCAUGCCGGGAGUCGUAGUCCCGAGACGCCGGGACCCGCGGGGCGCAACCGUCGUCGAGGGCCGCGGCCGGCGCCCGCUGCAGGACCCGCAGUCCGCCGUCUCCACCCCGAGGCCGGCUCCCGGACCCGCGUCGGCGUCCUGCCGGCCGUCCCCCACGCACGCACGCCGCGACGUCACCGCCCUCCCGGAAGUGGGCGCGGGCCGGGCCGGGCCGGCGCCGAGCGGGAAGUGCGCGCUGCCCCGGCGGGGCCGUCCGCGCUGGGCUGGGCGCCCCGACGCCGCCAUGGAGCCGCCGCCCGCCGCCGGGGCCGAGGUGCGCUGCCCGGGCCCCGCGCCGCUGCGUCUGCUCGAGUGGAAGGUGGCGGCGGGCGCGGCGGUGCGCAUCGGGUCCGUGCUGGCCGUGUGCGAGGCCGCCGGCCCCGAGGGCGGCGUGCGCCCCGCGCGGCCCGAGCGCAGGCUGCGGUCCGAGCGCGCCGGCGUGGUGCGGGAGCUGUGCGCGCAGCCGGGCCAGCUGCUGCCGCCCGGGGCAAUCCUCGUGAGACUAGAAGCAUGCAGCCACCCCGUGGUGAUGAAGGGCUUGUGUGCCGAGUGUGGCCAGGACCUGACCCAGUUGCAGAGCACAAAUGGGAAGCAGCAGGUACCGCUGUCAACGGCAACUGUGUGCAUGGUGCACAGCGUGCCAGAGCUGAUGGUGAGCUCCGAGCAAGCUGAGAAGAUAGCAAUGGAAGACCAGCAGCGACUGCAUCGGAACAGGAAGCUGGUGCUCAUGGUAGACUUGGACCAGACCCUGAUCCACACGACGGAGCAGCACUGUCCUCAGAUGUCCAACAAGGGCAUCUUCCACUUCCAGCUGGGCCGGGGCGAACCAAUGCUGCACACACGCCUGCGGCCGCACUGCAGAGACUUCCUGGAGAAAGUGGCGCGGCUGUACGAGCUGCACGUGUUUACCUUCGGCAGCCGACUGUACGCACACACCAUCGCAGGUUUCUUAGACCCUGAGGCGAAGCUUUUUUCUCAUCGCAUAUUGUCAAGGGAUGAGUGCAUCGACCCGUUUUCUAAAACAGGAAACCUCAGGAACCUCUUUCCGUGUGGAGACUCAAUGGUCUGCAUCAUUGAUGACCGCGAGGAUGUCUGGAAGUUUGCCCCCAACCUGAUCACUGUGAAGAAGUACGUGUACUUCCCGGGCACCGGUGACCUGAAUGCACCCCCGGGACCCCGGGAGCCUCAGGCCCGAAGGAGAGCAAACCCUUCUUGUAAAGGGACUGACAUCGCUGAGCCCACCUUGCCUGGGAAGGACUCUGAGGAGGGAAGGCACCUUCCUGGAAUGGAGCCGAGCAACGGCCUCGGAAAGCCUGCGAGGGAGCUGAAUGGUGGUGAGACCAUGCCAGGAGCCUCAGAAGGCAUAUCCCGCCUCGGGAAGGCCGAGGGCCUGGAGGCCUGGCCCUCUGGCCCGCGGGGAAGUCGGACCUCAGCUGUAACACAGCAUGCUCAGGGUGCCCCGGGCACAGACUUGGAGUUUGUCCUGUCCAGUGAUAGCGAGAGCAGUGAGUCCGAGGCCUCUGCCUCAGCGAGGGACGGUGAGAAGAGUGAUCGGAAGAAGCCAAAAGCCCUGCGAGAUGUUGUGAGGGUGCUGCCACAGGGAGGCACCCCCGACCCGGGCGGGGGCAAGCCCUCAGGCCCUACCCACACGGGGGAGCUUCCACCUAGCACCCUGGACAUGCCCGAGGAGGGCGAGCAGGGCAGCCUCUGUGGCCUGGGCAAUGGCUGUGCUGACAGGAAGGAAGCAGAGACUGAGUCACAGAACAGUGAGCAGUCGGGCAUCACUGCUGGCGAGUCCCUAGACCAGAGUGUGGAGGAGGAAGAUGAGGAGGAGGAGGACACGGAUGACGACGACCACCUCAUCCACCUGGAGGAGAUCCUGGCCCGCGUACAUGCCCAUUACUACACCAGAUACGACCAGUACCUGAACAAGGAGGUGGAGGAAGCUCCAGACAUGCGCAAGAUCGUGCCGGAGCUCAAGAGCAGGGUGCUGGCCGGCGUCGCCAUCGCGUUCAGUGGCCUGCACCCUGCUAACUUCCCCGUGGAAAAGACCCGGGAGCACUACCACGCCACAGCCCUUGGCGCCAAGAUCCUCACCCGGCUGGUGCUGAACCCUGACGCCCCUGACAGGGCCACACACCUGAUCGCGGCACGGGCCGGCACAGAGAAGGUGCGCCAGGCUCAGGAGUGCCACCACCUGCAUGUGGUCAACCCCGACUGGCUGUGGAGCUGCCUGGAGCGCUGGGACAGGGUGGAGGAGCAGCUCUUCCCACUCCGGGACAGGGACUCCAAGGCACAGCGGGAGAAUAGCCCUGCGGCCCCUCCAGACAAGCAGGCUGUGCCUCCAACCGCCCUGCAUCACCCGGCGCCCGUUCACGCUAAGGCCCCACCUGGCCCUGAGGUUCGGAUCUACGACUCCAAAACAGGAAAGCUCAUCAGAACUGGGGUGCAGGGCCCUGGGGCUGCACCCUGCAGCACCCUGCCCGCCCGUGGUGAGCCCUCUGCCUUCAGAGCUGCUCAGCCACUCCAGCCACAGAUGUUUGGUGGAGCAGUACCUGACAUGUGCGAUGGGGAGCACCCUGGCCCUUCCCGGAGAAAGCGACAGCCCAGUAUGUCGGAGACCAUGCCGCUGUACACCCUCUGUAAGGAAGACUUGGAGAGUAUGGACAAAGAGGUUGAUGACAUCCUUGGAGAAGGCAGCGAUGACAGCGACAAUGAAAAGAAGAAGCCGGAUAGCCAGGAGGAGGGGCCAGAGGGGCGACACCCACCCAUGAAGCAGGAGGCCUGGGGGGCCUGCAGGGAGCAGCCCCUCCGGUCAUCUGCACGCACUGAAAGGACGGGGACCAGCCCCCGGGGACCCAGAGGCCACAAGAGGAAGCUGAGUGAGGACAACGCUGCCAGCGACUCCAGCAGGGAGUCCAGCGACGCGGACGGGGAGGGCAGCAGCUCGGAGGCAGACGAGAUGGCCGCGGCCCUUGAGGCGGAGCUCAACGACCUCAUGUGACUGCGGGCUGUGCCAGGGGCUGCGUACCAUGCUGGCUGGCAGCCACCAGGCCAGCGCUCGCUGCCCCCUUUCUCAGAGACACAGUUGCAGAGCUCCACGUGCAGAAACACAUUAUUUUGCAGAAACAGGUGUUUUUAAGAAGUUUUACUACAAAGUACAGGAAAGUCUACUUUUUUAAGUGAGAGGGCGUACUCACCCAGCACUCCCUGUGCGGUGAGCUGCUCCUGGCC